UUGCAGUUACCCGACAUUUCCCAGUCUUCAGGAUGAACUAUUUAUAACGGAGACGUCACAACUUGUCACGGCCAGUCCUGUCUCGGCUUACGGCCAGCGUACACCGAAAGAACGUCUUGAAUCUGUCCGGGUAUGAAAUAGAGGUUGACGCCGGGGGCGCCAUCUCCCAAUAUUUUCUUAUUUUCCGCGAAAGAUAUGGCUCGGUUCGGAAGGCGUGCUUUUCAUGAGCCAAAAUUAAAAGUUCUCUCAUGAAAAAUACGUUGUUACGAUUACAGGAUACCCUAGAAUUUUAAAAAUUAAAAAAAAAUAAUUUUUCGUCUGAUCUGUCGUCAGGAAAAAAUUCAAAUUCAAAUCUUUCAAAUUAAACAGGUUUUCGCUAGGCUUAUCUCUUUUCUUGCUUGUGAAUUUGUGCACUAGCACUAAGUUGAACGCAAAUAUGCGUAAAAUAUUGACAGGGUGCAUAUAUAAAAUAUUGACUUAAACAGGUUUUUUUAUGCAUACAAUUUGCUUAUGUCAAGCUUGUAUGCACUUGUGGGUUUAGCAGAGUGCUGAGGCAUUCAAAUUCUAACAAUACGUUAUUUCAAUAGCUGUGUUGUUUUUUUUUUUGGGGGGGGGGGAUCCUGUACUGUAUACGAAGUCAAUUUUGAGACAAUCAACUUCAAAUUCUAAAGGUUACAAUCUGUUUUAUUUUUACCUAGAGCGUGAAAAGACUUGAAAAGACUCCAAUGUUCUGGUCAAGGUAGGUAUUACACAUAUUACACGAUAUUAAAAGAAAUUGCCUUUCAAAGCAUCAGACUAAUGUUGCUUAGUUCACACACGUAUAUUUCAAGCAACAAAACAUUCCGAGGAACAAUGUAAACAUACUCUUAUCUCCUCCGUUAGCCCGCGUGCAGGCCCACCGAGGGAGAAUAGUGGGCCUGCAAGCAAGACCCGGUAUUUUGUACUUUCCGCGUUCGCCCACGAACGCAGCAUUCUGAUUGACUGUUUGCUGUUGGAUUCUAUAAUUAGGUCAGUGAUUCGUCACAAAGGCUCUCGAUAAGCUUAUAAAAAUUGGAUCUGAUCACUCUUUUCGAUUAAAAAUGGAACAAGAACAGACUGUUUAUUGUUUACUUGAAGGAAGAUAUGUUUUUGCCGUUAUGCCAACGUAUUCGAAACACUUUGCGAUUUGCAAGGCUUCGCUGAGAGAGCGAAACAGAAUACGGUAAUUGCCGUUUGAAAUGAAACGAUCUGGACUCUGAACGCUCUCUUCUUCUGUCGAGUUCUUUACCAAAUGACAUUACUGAAAUAAAUUUCGUACUUUCCGCCGCCAACAAGAAUUGCACACACGAUCUGAUAAGUGAGACAAUUUAUUUAUAACAAUGGCGACAGCGAAGCACACAUUAAUGCUAAUGUGGUCGCAUGCACGACUUCCCUCACGAUUUGAAGUUUGAGACUGGUUUUCUGUUGAAAUUCGUCCCAAUUUGCCUGUUCCGAUUUUAGUUGAAAAUGAGCACUUGCAAAUUUGGCAAUUACUGACUGCGUUGCUUGCUUUUUUGGAGUUAAAACGCAGCCAUUGUUUCUAUUUUGAAUAAGCAGAGAAAACCCCGCAACAUUUUAAUGCGAGUUUGUUUGGUACUAUUUGGGUUGCUGUCAUUGGUUCUUUUUUGACAAUUGACGCGCGAAUGGGGCGUGUUAGGGACUGGUCAUAAAGUAACUGCUAGGGUGGGCUGGAGGUAAAUCACAAAUUUUGCCAAUAAGUUUGGUGACCCAUUUUAGGAUUUAGAUAAAAAUUUCAAAACCCAUCUAAUCUUACCAAAUUUAUUUCAUGACCCACCCACCCAAUCUAAAUUGGGAAAAUACAAUUUUAUAAUAAAAAAAAGCUUGCAGGUAUGAACAUUGUAAAUAUACACUGGCACUGUAUUGACAUACAUAAUUCCACCAAGCUUGACCAACACAUUCAUCACCAAUUACGAUACUGAGCUGCUCUCCAGUUGGUUGUAUUUGCUGUGAUUCGACCACUUCUUGUUGUUGUAUAAAACAAAGUACUGGCUUCAAUAGCAUCAUUUGCAUUUGAUAAUUUGGAUGGUUUUGUUUACUUUUAUUAUUAAUAUAUUUAUGUAAUAUAUAAUUAACAUGGGUUUUUGUUUGGUGGCCCAACCGUGGACAUACCAAAAAACUGGCGGCCCAUCGAAAGUGCCCAAAGAUUUUCCAUGGCCCAUCCCAAAUCACUCCAGCCCACCCUGGCAGUUACUUUAUGACCGGUCCCUUAUGAAAAGGGGCGUUUUACAAAAUACCGGGUCUUGCUUGCAGGCCCACUAUUCUUCCCUCGAUGGGCCUGCACGCGGGCUACUCCUCCGUACGAUGAGGGAGCGUAUUCCUUCAAAGUCUCAAAUUUCAAUUUCCAACCUGCGAACGGGCAUACUCUGCGCACGAGAUUAGGGAGAAUUAUACAACCUGUGGUUGUGGAAUUAGGCCUCGGUCAUGCAUAUUAACCACUAUGUAUUUUCCUUUUUUAGUUGUCUGUUAGCAUACUGUUACGGUGUUUGGUUUAUUCAUCUUCCUGCCUACGUGAGAUCACAUCAUAACAUAGCCAAGGCAUUACACAACGCUUACGAGGUGAGUCAAAUGUGCAUUUCGUUAUAUACAGUAUUAUGUUUGUGACGU
This is a messenger RNA of Paramuricea clavata, 2643 nucleotides long. NCBI's taxonomy places the organism in Eukaryota, Metazoa, Cnidaria, Anthozoa, Malacalcyonacea, Plexauridae. The record is from the annotation of a GenBank genome assembly.